UUUAACUCAGGGUUGUGCGCGUCCACGCCAAACCUAUAAAGACGCGAUGUAUGGAUCAUGGAAACCCUGAUCGAAAUGGCGAAACGGGCCGCUUAUUUCAAUGAAAUGGAACUCCAGGUUCAUUUCCAAGAAAGGGGAAUGCUAAAACCUCUGUAACCCAGAGAACCAAAGCCUGGCAGCGGAUCGCUGACCGCGUAAAUGCGUUAGUUAGGCUACAUGUCCAAAGCAUGAUCCUUAAUAUUUGAGGCAUGAAUCUAUUAAUAUCCCAGUGAAGCAUUCCCGUUCCUACCACAUAACCCUUUUCUUCUAAAAAAUAUGUACUCCGAUGGCUCCCAAGCGGUCAGCGGAUCAAGUAAAAAUAAAGUAUAAAAACAUACAAACUGGUAUUUUCCCACCAUCGUAUUGGUAUAUUUUGUCAGUCCAGCAUUUAAAUUGUCAUACCAUAUUUUUCACUCCUGCAUUUAAAUAAGCUCUCUUUUUUUUAAGCCAAUCGUAAAUACGGCGACAGUCGGCAGACAGGAUCUGGCCCUCAAAUUGUCUUGACCUCGGUGGAGGAGCUGGCAAUAGACAUAAAUUCAGGGCGCCCUGGCAUGGAGGGGGUACCUGGAGGUACCUCCUCAGAGAGUCAGGGGCCAUGUGAGGGUACCCCACUGGUUGAAUGGUUAUAACGCAGAAACGCAGCCGGAAUGGACUUCCCCGAGGACUUCAACCAGCUGGAGCUUCUGAAGACCCAUGGACACCUGAUCCCCCGUGGGGCCAGCAGCCUCUGGACCGGGGAGGGUGUCGCCGGGGAGGAAGAGGAGGAGGAGGAGGAAGAGGAGGAGGAGGAGGAGACUGAGCAGUGGCUCUGUCAGAAGGAGAAUUCGCUCCAGGACCGCCCUGAGGAGCUCAUGCUCUGGGCAGCGGAGAAGAACCGGCUGUCGACCCUCCGCUCCCUCCUCGCCGCCGACCCGUCGCUGGUACGUUGCCGUGACGCCGACGGCUACACGCCGCUGCACCGCGCGGCGUACGGGGGCCACGUGGAGGCCGCCGCCGCCCUGCUGGCCGCGGGGGCAGAGGUGGAAGGCCGCACGGCCGACGGCUGGACGCCGCUGCACAGCGCCUGCCGCUGGGGCUGCGUCGCCGUGGCAACCCUGCUGCUCCGGGGCGCGGGCGCUGACGUCAACGCGCGCACGGCGGGGGGGCUGACCCCGCUGCACCUGGCGGCCGCCCACGUCAGCCAGCCCCCCGUGGACUCGGCCCGCACGCUGGAGCUGCUGCUGGCCCAGCGCCGCCUGCGGCCGGAGCUCCGCAGCGGCAACGGGGAGACGGCCGCCCAGAUGGCGCGGCGCAGCGGGCCCCACUACUUCCUGUUCGAGAUGGCGGAGGAUUGCGUGAACGUGGCCGCGCCACCUUCCCUUCCCCCCACCCCCGCCCUGCUGAACUAGAGCUGACCUCAUUCGCACUCUAAAAGAACUCUGCUAGUGGGCCGCACACGCACACGCACACGCACAGAUAUACAGUCACAAACUGAAGGGCACAUUUGUGAAAUGUUUGGGAGACAAAUGUCUGACGGUUCAUUUCUAGGUGGAGUGCUGAGUCUACUGUGUUGUGACGUUAUGUAUGUUAUCUGUGUUAUGUGUGGAAUGGACACCAGAUCUCCUUCGUAACAGUUAACUGAUGCUAUAUCUUCACAUAAAUAAAGCUUGGUCUAAUUAUGUAUUCUUUUUACAAUUAAGACAAAUGGAAAUCUGUGGAAUAAAUAGGGAAACAAUGACUCUAAGUAGCAAACAGUCAUAAGCCAACGAAGAAACAAAAAAUCAUGGCCUGCCUACAGUGUUGGAUGGGGGUUGAGUUUUGGGACCAGGAGCGAUUUUUGUGUGAAAUCUUUAUUCUGGUCUUGUAAUCCAGCUCUCCCAGGCAGAGUUUAUUGUAUCAUUUCUAUCCGUGGCAUUUGGACAUUUUAAUUUAUAAAAUAAAUAUGAGAAAUGUUUUCUCUCUUCCUUUCAAAGUCUAAUAUUGCCUUACAAUUCUGCUACUAGAUUUUGAGUUAAAAGGGUUUCAGAUAUUCACUUUUCAAGAGAAAGGACUAAUCCUCAGUGGGAGGUCACCUUGUAUACCCAGCAAGAUUUCUGUACUCAACAGAGUUCAGAUGCCAUCAUUAUGUUGAAUCCACUGUCUGCCUCCUACACAUGUAUCUGCCCUACCAGCCAUGCUUGUGCAUUAGGUAAACCGCUACUUCCUUUGAGCUGUUCUCUGAAACAGUGACCAGGGCAAAUUAUUAAUAUAUUGCCCUAACCUUUGGCUAAUUUCAAUGGCUUCAUAUAAAAGUUAAAUAAUUGCUUUCAGAAAUUAGAGACAUUUAUAAAUAUGAACUACUCAACCAUCUUUUCUGCAGGACAAAUUAUUUUAUUAUUCACUGAGAUGCCAUGCCUCACUGUUUUUCCUCUCAGCCGGCAGUAAUUGGGGAUCAUGGGGAAACAUAAUUUUCCCAACAUCAUUGAACAUUUAUACAAGCAUUUCAAGCAUUUAUACAAGGAUGUCCUACCCUCUGGAUCUAUACUGGCAAAGUUCUGCCAAGUUGUGCAUUUGGAAUUUUUUUGAAAAACAACUGAAAACAUCUGUUCACAAAAGCCCAUGGUCUCUGGUCUAUGUCUGCCAACCUUGGCAAUCUUUUCAUAGUUAUUUUCUGUUCCUGUAUUCAUUUGUUUGUUUUCAUUCUGCAGCGUAGAAGCAGUGCCACUUGACAAUGGAAUAGCUCUGAACUGCUGCUACACCAGUCCAGGAAAUCCACUCACAUGAGAAGGUGUAUCUAAGUUAUUUUGACAGGGGUGAUUUUC
Molecule: messenger RNA, 2819 nt
Organism: Gadus chalcogrammus (walleye pollock)
Lineage: Eukaryota; Metazoa; Chordata; Actinopteri; Gadiformes; Gadidae
Gene: ankrd49
Product: ankyrin repeat domain 49
Exons: 3
Coding region: 687-1427 (246 amino acids)
Molecular function (GO): protein binding
Source: RefSeq, a predicted model, not a curated record